AUGCCAAGCACCUGGAGGCAGGAGCGGAGCCACGCCUCUCAUUCAGAAAUGGAAUUGGGAUCCAGGAUGGAGGAAAAUGAGUAGUUCCUGAAGAAGCUGGGCAGAAAGGCGGUUAGCAAGUGUCUAGAUCUGAACAACGGCCGAUUCACAACAGCGGACUUGAGGGAAAUGAUUGCUCUGCUGCCGUAUCUCCAAGACUUGGAAAAACUGGGUAUUUCCUGGACUGAUUUCAGGGUUGGAAGGCUCCAUGCACUCGCCCAGCAAAUGCAUCUUGUCAGCAAGUUAAAAAUCCUGGGGCUGGGGAGUUGCAGACUUAUAGCCUUUGAUGUUUUGGAGCCCCGGGGUGAAGCACUUAAAGCCGUCUUUGAACUCGAGGACCUGAAAUUGUCCUGGAGUAGUAAAGUGCGGGGAAACACACCUCUGAUCCUGCAGAAGUUCAAGAUGCGCAAGAUCCAAACCCAGGAGGUUGUGGAUUGUGCCCUCACAUCAGAAGACUAAGAGUGUUUGAGUUAUUCACGUCCAUGAUCACAAACGAGUGUCAUAUUGGAUGCUGCUUUGAGAUACCUGGAUGCGAUGAGGAAACUAGACCUUUCCUGCAGCGAGGAGGCUGGGAGAGGUUUGGAAGACUCACCAGCACAGUUGGCCACAUGGAAGCAUCUGGAAGUCCCGGACCUUAACCAGUGCUCGCUAACAGCAUAUGACGCGGGGUCGCCGACCCAAGUGAUCCCUGUACUCUUGAGUCUUCAAAACUUGGAUUUAUCCCCCAACAAAAAGAUGGGCUGCUCCUUCUGAAACCUGCAGAGCAGGUUCCGAUUAUCAGCAUUGGAGGGAUGACGAAUCACCAAACAUGCUUUAGAAGGUGACACUUUUACUGCCCUCACUGAAGCCUCCAUUCACCUCCCUGCUCUGGAAACACUCAGCCUUUCUUGACUAAGUCUGAAGCUGCCCCUGAAAACACUAAAGCUUUAAACGCCCCUUCAAGUGCUGAGGCUGAGCUGUUGUUCCCCAGUGACAGAGCACGUGGCUCUCCUGGCAUCGGUAGUAUAGACAGGUCACCUGCCCAGGCCACGGAAGCUGGACCUGAACUAUAAUAACAGCAUCAAUGAGGAAGGAUGGGCCGUCGUCAUCACCUGUGGCUUCUCUAAGUUAUCAGGGCUGGACGUUAGUUUUCGGCCAUCAAGUUUUCGGGACUGUGAACAACGGUUUAAACACUUGUUAUGUGCUUGUGUGACCAAACUUCCCGAGAUCACUGACAUAGGAAGGAAAAGAUAGAUCCUCCCAGCUUCACAGGAGGAAGAACUAGGACGCUUGGACCAAGGUCACAGAGGCAGCAUGCACAUUGACCAUGAUGGGUUUCAGUAA
Hipposideros armiger (great roundleaf bat) is the source of this 1362-nucleotide messenger RNA. It is a transcript of the gene LRRC31, whose product is annotated as leucine rich repeat containing 31. The record is from RefSeq and is a predicted model, not a curated record. Lineage: Eukaryota; Metazoa; Chordata; Mammalia; Chiroptera; Hipposideridae.